CGCUCCCGCAUAUCGCGUAGCCCGCCGUAUGAACACCCGCGACCCGCGAGGGCAUCGCAAAUCGCAAUUCAGUAUUCUCGAAUUUCCAUAUUGGUAUAUUAAUACCUCACCGCGCGACUUAUCUUACCGCACAACUUAAAAAUUUGGCCGUUGUAUAUUGACUCUCGCUUGAGGGCAGAUGCCAGAUAUAAGAAAGAAGAAAAAAGCAGCCGUAUGAGUUAAUGGUGGUGUGAAGGAUCACAAUAGAGUCAGUGACAACCAAUUCCCGACGAUUUUUCACGUCGUGUGCUGAGAACGAGCGAAUAAGAAGGGGAGGAAAGGACGCCGUGGCGAUGCUGAAUCAGGCGGUGGUCGAAGCGCUCUAUUCGGCGACGUAUAUCGAGAACUACCUGGACUGUGUGGAAAAUUUGCCGAAUGACUUGCAGAGGCACGUCUCCCGACUACGCGAAUUGGAUGCCACUUGUCAAACAUAUCUACACGAAGUGGAUCAGCAACAGGAGGUAUUGCGGAACGACGUGGAUCCUGCGAUUAAAAGGAGAGCAUUGUUGAGAGUUCAGCAGGCCUUGAUUGCAGCACAAGAGAUAGGAGAUGAGAAAUUGCAGAUUGUCCAGCAAGUUCAAGAUCUUAUAGAGAACAAAUCCAGGCAGUUAGAUGUAGAUUAUCGAAACUUAGACUUUGGAAAGGAGCAAGAGAGCUCCGAGUCGGUGCGCGAAUCAAAUAUAAACAGCAAUUCGAAUAAUGCAAGCCACGCAAACAACUCGGAACGUCAGCCGAAACGUGCCAGAAGAACUAGGACCGAGACCUUGAUAGAGUCGACUCAUUCAAUGGACAUGAUGGUCGGAAUGACGGAGACGAGGUCCUCGGCAUUAUCUAAUACGAGUAAUGGAAAUCAGAAAAAGACGGCAGCGACGGCUACAGGUAAGAAGAAAAAGCGGAAGUCUCGGCAGGGCAAUCAACAGAACCAGCAUCGCGAGGAUACGCCACCGCCACCGGAGGACGAUCUCGCUAUAGACCCUGACGAACCGACGUACUGUCUAUGCGAUCAGAUAUCGUACGGCGAAAUGAUUCUUUGUGACAACGAUCUAUGCCCCAUCGAAUGGUUUCAUUUCUCCUGCGUUUCCUUGACGACAAAGCCAAAAGGCAAAUGGUUCUGUCCUAAGUGUCGCGGUGAUCGACCUAACGUUAUGAAACCUAAGGCGCAAUUCCUUAAAGAACUCGAGAGAUACAAUAAAGAAAAAGAGGAAAAAUCAUAGCAAGAGCAGGGUGGCGAAAGACUUAAAAAUUUCUCAAAACUUAAUUGGACUUAAUCGAGAUUCCUUUUAAUUUCGAACUUCUCAGGAAUAUUUUGUUAAAAUCUUAAAUUAUAUAAAUUGUUUUUUUUCACAAUGUUAUAACUAGAAUUCUAAUCAGAGAGUACUAUAUAUUCCUUCUAAAUUA
This is a messenger RNA of Wasmannia auropunctata (little fire ant), 1437 nucleotides long. Its product is annotated as inhibitor of growth protein 1. Bases 333 to 1253 code for a protein of 306 amino acids. The transcript is spliced from 3 exons. The record is from RefSeq and is a predicted model, not a curated record. Gene Ontology annotation, cellular component: nucleus. Gene Ontology annotation, biological process: positive regulation of DNA-templated transcription. NCBI's taxonomy places the organism in Eukaryota, Metazoa, Arthropoda, Insecta, Hymenoptera, Formicidae.